This is a messenger RNA of Canis lupus familiaris (dog), 2216 nucleotides long. RefSeq names its product apolipoprotein L5 (gene APOL5). The transcript is spliced from 8 exons. Gene Ontology annotation, biological process: lipid transport; lipoprotein metabolic process. Gene Ontology annotation, molecular function: lipid binding. The coding region runs from base 761 to 1909 and encodes 382 amino acids. Gene Ontology annotation, cellular component: extracellular region; membrane. NCBI's taxonomy places the organism in Eukaryota, Metazoa, Chordata, Mammalia, Carnivora, Canidae. The record is from RefSeq and is a predicted model, not a curated record.
CUUUUGGCCACCGAGCACUGGAACCACACCCUCACUUCUCAGCCCCAGAAGCCAGAGUGGAGACGGGUGCUCUACGCUGGGUUGGAAUUGGAAGCUGGUUUGGAGCUGGAUGCAGUAACCCAUGAGUCUUGAUCACCUUGUGAAAAGAGGGAAUUUAUAGGGCUCAGUUGGAUGAGCACUUGCCUUGGGCUCAGGUCAUGGUCCCGGGACCCCGGGAUUAAGCCCCGAAUUGGGCUCCCUGCUCAGCGACACUUUGCCUCUAUUUGGGGGAGUUCCCUGCAUGAACACACUUCGGUUGGAGAGAUUGCCUCACACCGCAGACAUCAGACACUCUUUCCCAGCCUCUCUUCAUGCAGAGUCCACCAAACUGAUGCACCGGCACUAGACUUCUGAUUGUAAGAUCCAUCCAGAAGGUGUUCUGAGGAUAACAGCACCAGCUCCACUGGGCAUCCAGAGCCACCAGCAGCUACGCAGGUGGCACAGCAGACAGGAGUCAGACGUUCCCUGGGACCCUUGGAAACCCGGUUCAAAGGUGCCUCAUCUCAUCUGCCUACAAUUGCAAAGUUAGAGAGAAGGUCCUAGAAGUUAUGGGGACCCCUCAUCGAGGCUCAGAGCAGACUAACCUUGGAGAUGAUGAACCUGGACUCUUCUGCUCUGCACACAGUGAGACAAGCCUGAGUCAGUUCGCAUAGAUUGCUUUGCUCUUUUUCCUGUCUAUAGUCCACUUUUGUGGCCCAUCAUCAAACAUUUUCGGGACAAUAUGACUAGAGAAGAAAUGCACUACAUACUCUUUGAUGCAAAGGCUUGGGAGAUGCUGGUGCAGAGAAGUGGUCUGGACAGGGAUGAGGCCAACAUACUGUACCAUAUGCUGAUGGAAGAGCUGAUGCAAAAUAAGGAAGCAUCCAUGCUGGAAAACCUAUCGGAGGAGGAAAAAAUAUUUCUCUUCUGGUUUCCCUUGCAGAAGAAUAAUCUGAAAAAGAAUAUCAGAGAACUCCACGCUCUCGCAGACCAAGUUGAUGCAAAGCAUAAGAUGCUCACCAAGACCAGCCUGGUGGCCAGCUCCUCAGGCACUGUCUCUGGAGUCAUGAGCAUCUUGGGUUUUGCCCUGGCACCCGUGACAGUAGGGGGGAGUCUGAUGCUCUCAGCAGCUGGGCUGGGCCUGGGGGUAGCAGCCGUUGCCACCAACACGUUGACGAGUAUCUUAGAAAGGAACAGCAAUUCGGCAGCCAGAGACAGAGCCAGCAGACUGGUGCCUGUUCCAGCCAUGACGGUACAUGAUAGCUCUGAAGAAAGGGGGUGCUCUGAAAUCAGUGCUGCUUUGUUGUGUAUUGAUAAGUGUGUCAGAGCCUUCAAGAACCUCAAGGAACUUCGGGCCUACCAGAUGGCCAAAGCCAACUCUGGCUUCAUGGCCAAGGUCAAUAAAUUCAUGGCCAUGGGCCAUAUCCCCUUCUGGAGGACGGGAGGACUGCAGAGAGCUGUUGGAGCCUCGGUUAUGCCCAUGACCAAAGUUGCCCGACUGCUGGGUGCUGCUGGGGCUGGCCUCUCCCUUAUGCAGGACUUGAGAAGCCUCCAGCAGAGCUGGACGCACCUGGAGGAGGGAGCAAAGGCCGAGACUGCUGAGGAGCUGAGGGCCGUUGCCGGGGCGCUGGAGCAGGAACUGGACCAGCUCACCCAGCGCUACGAGCUGAUCAUCUGGCGGCAGGGCCAGCUGAAGAGCCCGCUCCUGAGUCAGGAGCACGCUAGGCCCGGCCGCGCACGGGACACACAAGGAUGGGGCACGGGAAGCAAAAAUGCCACCAAUGCCAGCUCCUGCAUGUCUAGACGCCCAGGGGCCAACCUUCGGGAAGGUCCCAAUGGUUGGUGCCACGGAAAAGUUGACCAACUACCAGAGUGGCUAAGAUGGGAGUAAUCCAGGAAGGAUUCUCGAAACUGUGCAGAAGGGACCGGGAGUGAACAAAAGUUAUCCCUGUGAGUGAGGACACACUCCGAGGUCUCCCUGAAUUCGUCAUGCUUACAUUCUUGAACAUGUAUCCCAUGAAGAGAUAUGCUUGCUCAGAAAGGAAGCCACCUGCAUUUCCCUAUAUCCAGUUAGCAUAGUUCACUCAACAUACAUGCUGACCACUUGUCCUUACACAUGCCCAACCUCCAACCCUCUGGGUAGCAGUUCUGAGGCUUGUUUAGUUGUCUCGUGAAUAAACUCUUUCCUUGAUGCAUAA